AAGAAAAUAAGCAAUAAAGAGAUUCAGUGCAAAUAUUGUAAUAAAAUUUAUAAACAGGGUAAAAUGAGUAUAAGUUUGAAAAAGCAUUUAUUUCAGCAUGGCAUAACAUUUUACAUGAUGGAACACUUGAAAAAUCGACAAAAUAUGUAUAUGUGGCAAUAUUACACACUAGACGAGAAUUGUGAUGCGAAAUGCAUAAUUUGUAAUAGAUUGAUAAAAGUGUUUCACAAUUGGAAUUUGCAAAGUCAUAUAAUUACACAACAUCAAGAAGAAAUAACGAAAAUACAAAAAACAAUUACAGACAUUUGGUUAUCACAACAUUUCGCAUUUGACGUCAUAAAAUGUCAAGAAAGUCAUAAAAUAAGGUGCAUACAUUGCAAUCUUAAAUUGGAUAUAUUUAAAGGAAUAGAUAGCUUAGCGAACCACUUGGAAAUAUUUCACAAUAUAAAUGAAAGUUCAAGAGCUGACGAUAUAAAAAUACAGAAUAACAUGCAAAACGUAUCAUCGCAGAAAUUUUUGUGGGCAUGGAAACAUUUGACACAAUUAAGCAGAAAUAUAAUAAAAUGCAAUUAUUGUGAUAAAAUUUUUAAAGCUCCAAGUAUAACACGAAAUUUAAAAACUCAUUUAUAUGAUGUUCAUAAAAUAAUAAACGACGACGAUUGGAAAAGGUACACAAGUACUUCCUUAAUAUGGCAAUAUUAUAUUAAAGAAAAAGGAUAUGCCGCAAGAUGCAAAAUUUGUUGUAAACUUUUAAAGCAGGCACAUAAUGUAAGAACAUUAAAGCUUCAUUUAUUACGAAUGCAUAAAGAGAAAAUAAUAGAGAUACAAGAAAUGAUUAAACGUACCUGGUUAAAACAAUAUUUCGCAUUCAACGAGUGUGAUGAUAAAGCAAAAUGCAUUUAUUGCGAGCACAAUUUGACAAUAUUUACCGGAACAAAAGGUUUAGAAAAUCACUUAAAAAUCUAUCACGGCAUAAAUGAAAAUUCGAGAUCUGACGAAGGAAACGAAGGAAAUAAUGCAUAUUUAAUGGUACAACAAUCAGCGAAUAACAAAAAUGCCGUGAGUACAAAUUCUCAUGGGGCUGAAUCAUAUUCACAGAUUACAGAAAAUGAAGGAGAACAACAACGGUUUUAUUCUGGAACAGUGCAAGAUGAACAACUAUUGACGAUGAAUAUUUUGAAACCUACCUCACAAACUGAUAGUAUAUCAAAUAAUGACAUGAUUUUUGUAAAUGCUCUUCAUGAGAUAAAUACAGAAAUUGAAAGAAUUAUCGGAAAUACAGAAAUAGAUGGACAAUCGGUAAAUGAACAUAUUAAUGCAAGUACAGGUUUUAAUCAAAUUUGCACAGAAUCGCAAACCACAGAGUAUGAAAGAAAUCAAUGGUUGUAUUAUUGGACAGUGUAUGAUGACCAACUAUUGACGGUGAAUACUUCGAAUACGUUACAAACCGAUACUACAUCAAAUUAUGACAUUUUUGACACAGAUGCACGUCAUAAUACAAACAAUUAUUUAACUAAUGCAGAUAUUAAUGGAAUAAGUGAAGGAAUUAUGGUGGAUAAAAGGGCACAACGAUUGAUUGAUGAACUUAAUGCAAAUGCAAGUCAUCAAACAGGCGCAGAAUCGCAAACCGCAGAGUAUGAAGGAAAUCAAUGGUAGUUGAAAUGAAACAAUUCAAAACAUACAAAUGACAAAUUCAUCAGAACAGACCUUGCAAGUUAAUAAUGCAUUUAACAGUAAUUAUCCAAGUUUAGUUCCGGACGCCUUCACAUAUCAUAAUAAUAAUGAGUAUUUAAAUUCUGAUGAAAUUGAUGGAAGUACCAAGUAGGAUAUAUCUCUACAACCGUUAACACAAAUGAUGAAAAAUAUAAAUUUUUAUUAGUCUAAUGAGAAGGUAAAAUUAAUGAGAAGGCUACAUAGACUUAAUGAUAUAUAAACUGUGACAA
Molecule: messenger RNA, 1943 nt
Organism: Pogonomyrmex barbatus (red harvester ant)
Lineage: Eukaryota; Metazoa; Arthropoda; Insecta; Hymenoptera; Formicidae
Biological process (GO): regulation of transcription by RNA polymerase II
Cellular component (GO): nucleus
Molecular function (GO): DNA-binding transcription factor activity, RNA polymerase II-specific; RNA polymerase II transcription regulatory region sequence-specific DNA binding
Source: RefSeq, a predicted model, not a curated record